UUGUGAAACCGGUCGUGGAAAUAAAAGGGACAAAACGGAAAAAUGAGCUUGCAAGGAUGGAUCAAGGAGGAGCUCUCCAAGUGCUUGUGCUUCGAGAUUCCGGACGCUAUGAUAAGCUAUAUCUGCAGCAUCCGGGAAAGUGGUGAAAUCGACGAGUACUUUCGCACGCUGCUGGAUUUCAAAAAUCCGGAGCAUGUAAAGUUCUUGGGCGAGCUGAAGCGCCGAAUGGGAACCCGUCCCGGGGCUAACACUCAGCAGACUUCCAAACAGACGGCACCUGCUCCGUCCGGAAAGCAGAAGAAGCAGUCCGAUCCGCCACAGCAAAGACAACCGCAACAGCAAUCGAAGGGGAAGGCAGGACCACCGGUGGCCACCAGCAACAGCAGCAGCACCACCGCUGCACCUCAACCGGAUACGGCCAAACCGGUGGCCGGUGGAUCGAAAAAGAAGCCAAAGUUCGUCUCACUGUACGGUGAGAAUGGAGAGCUGAAGAAUGUGGUAAAGCUAAAGGGACGGCACCACUGCGAUUGCCAGGCGGUGAAGCACAAACUGAUCAACAACUGUCUGCACUGUGGCCGAAUCGUAUGCGAACAGGAGGGUAGCGGACCGUGCUUGUUCUGCGGUUCGUUGGUAUGCACGGCCGAGGAGCAACAGCUGAUCGAUGCGGCGUCCCGGAAGGGCAACAUGCUGAAGCGCACGCUGAUGGAGCAGGAACGACCGAACGGUUGGGCCGAAGCACUCGCCACUCGCAACCGGCUACUGGAGUACGAUCGUAACAGCGCGCGCCGGACGGCCGUAAUUGACGAUGAAUCGGACUACUUCCGCACCAACUCAGUCUGGCUGUCCGAUGCGGAACGCUCCAAGCUGGAGAAGCUAGAGGAGGAACUGCGAGAACAGAAACACGCAAGCCGGCUUUCGCGUAAGGUAACGAUCGAUUUCGCGGGACGCCAAGUGAUCGAGGAACCGGCGCUGACAGGCGAAGUCGAAGCUGCCAUUAUACGUUCCGUCGACGAAACGCUGUCCGGGAAAAAGACAAAAUCUAAAUCAAAGGGAGGAAAUGGCCAGGAAGCAGAGCAGCAAGCGCUCUCGAACCAGCCCAUCUUAGCCGAAGGUACGAGCACCCAUCCAAGACUGAUCGGGCCGGCACCGUUGUUCCUGGAAUCCGGUAGCUGUACUGCACCGCAAGGUUUUCGACCGAGCAACGGGUUCGAUGGGGUGUACAGCCGGCUGCAGGAUAAGCAGUUCCUUGAGAUGUCUGAUCUGCGACAUUGCCUGUCGAUGCAUCAACCGUGGGCGUCACUGCUGGUGGCCGGUAUCAAGCGGCACGAAGGCCGCACCUGGUACUCGUCCCAUCGGGGCCGCCUAUGGAUUGCGUCCACUGCCAAACCGGUCUCGCCGGAGAUGGUUCAGGAGCUGGAGGAUUUCUAUAGACGCCAGUACCCAGACGAGAACCUGGAAUUCCCUAACCAGUAUCCUGCCGGGUGUCUGCUCGGUUGCGUCAACGUGGAGGACUGUCUGCCGCAGGAAGAGUACCGGAAGCAGUACCCGAACGGUGAAUCCGACAGCCCGUACGUGUUUAUCUGUACGGAUGCACAGGAGCUACCGAUACGGUUUCCCGUUAAGGGAGAUCACAAAAUAUAUAUGUUGGAGAGUAAGGUACAUCAAGCUGCUGUGAAAUCCUUACAGAGACUGGCUCCAGUUGGAUAAAUUUGAUCACGGAAUCUACUACAAGAGUAACGAUAAGCUGGUUGCAUUGUUUGUUUAGAAAACGGAACACAAUCUGAUAUACCUUCCCUAUGCAAUAAAUGUUAUGUUCCAAACUACA
Anopheles darlingi is the source of this 1825-nucleotide messenger RNA. RefSeq names its product activating signal cointegrator 1. Gene Ontology annotation, molecular function: transcription coactivator activity; zinc ion binding. The transcript has 3 exons. The record is from RefSeq and is a predicted model, not a curated record. Gene Ontology annotation, cellular component: nucleus. Gene Ontology annotation, biological process: positive regulation of DNA-templated transcription. The coding region runs from base 43 to 1707 and encodes 554 amino acids. NCBI's taxonomy places the organism in Eukaryota, Metazoa, Arthropoda, Insecta, Diptera, Culicidae.